This is a messenger RNA of Xyrichtys novacula (pearly razorfish), 40410 nucleotides long. The record is from the annotation of a GenBank genome assembly. Lineage: Eukaryota; Metazoa; Chordata; Actinopteri; Labriformes; Labridae.
UAACCACUGCGGUCCUACUACUGUAUCCCUCCUCUCGGAUACUGUCAGUGUUACUCGCCUCUUAAGGCUUGUUAAAUUGUACAUUUUAGUUUUUUUGGGCGCAGGUGUUUGUUACCUGGUUCUAACAUGGCGGGAGCGGCGGCACCGAAGCGGCAGGACACCCGGAAAUUCUUCGAGAACCUGUCCGGAGCUGGAAAAUCCAUCGCUGUUCUGACCAGCGGAGGAGAUGCCCAAGGUAACGUUCUUUUUGCCCUGGUUCCAUUAUCGGACACAUGUACUGUCUCUGUUUUCACCUUUUAUUUUCACCACAUUUUCCUGCAACAUGCUUCCUGAAACGAAAUGAAGUCCACUCGAGCUUUUACGAGUCUUUUCACGUCGAUUUAUCAUCUUAAAUUACUCACGUACAUUUUGUAUCUUCCUAAGACAGACAUUCAUUUAUUAAGUGUCACUCGUUUGAAGAAAAUAUCCAGUUUUAGAAGAAUUAACGCAGAUGUAAGUUUACUGUUUAAAAUCAUCAUUUUUAAUCAGGAAAUGAAGGAAAUCCCUGUUUAAUAAUAGAUGUGCAGGUUUAAGCUUGUCCGAUAAUGGACUCACCUGUUACAGAUACUCCUGGGGCGCAGAUAAAAAAAAGCGAUCUCUGCACAUAAACGAGGGAAAGUUUGAUGUAUUCCACUUACCCUACAUGAUUAUUCUUAGUUUAAUGCAAUCUGUGAUGUGAUCGGAAGAUGAUCGGGUUUUUAAAUGAAUCGAAAAUGCCGUUAUGCAACAGCUGACGCCCCCUUUCACACUCCUGUUUCACAUCUUCACAUGGAUGCCUCUGUUUCUUCUCAUGGAGAUAACCUCUAAGCCUCAUAACACCACACGUAAUAACCUCUUCAUCCUGCAGAGGAAUAUCUCACCGUGCUCUCUGAAGCACUUCUGCAUCAACAAGUGGUUUUACUCCCAGAAUAAUUGAAGUUAAUCUCGCUCCACAUGAGGCGGUCUGUUCCUGAUCAUGCAUCCUGCAGUGGUGCAGGAUACAUGAUCAGGAAUGGGCUGAGUUGCUUGCAUAGAGAGCAUGGAUGGUGUAUAUUUGUUUUUAUGCAUGAAACUAAACCUCUAUGCGAGCAUGCACGCUGCAGCAAAGACGAAUUUAAUUCAAUCACAGACUCAAAUGGAUCAUUACUCCGUCUGUGCUUCCAUUAUGAGCCCCAGAGAGGAUCUGAUUAGUAGGGCUGGGAUGAUACGCUUCACUCCUGAUUCGAUUUUUCUACAAUUUGUUGGGAGGCGGUUUGAUUUGAAUCGUGAUUCUACGAUAUUGUUGAUUUUCUCGAUUUUUUUGUCUGCAUUUUUAACACCAAACAAUGAAACAGUGAAUGAUUAUGAUUGUCUACUGACCAUUCCAGGAAACAUAUUUCCCCAAAAACACACAUUACAUGGAAGUCAGUUUUUAAGAUUAAAGGUCCUUACACAACGGGAACGACACAAAUAUAGAACACGAAAUUAUGAAAUAUUAGGAGCCGAAUUUUGACGCACCUGACUAUACACAUCAAGCCCGAUGCGAUUUUGCGACUUUACGGGGGGGGGGGAGAAAGACGCGUCCCGGGUGGAAGCGAGAAGACUGAGCCAACAGCAGACUGAGUGUUUUUCAGUUCUGAUUAGACUCUAGUGUUGAGAUGUCGGUCUGUCAUGAUAACUUUAGCUUACGAGCUAAAGUUACAUUAGCACAGAUGAAAGUUAUUGAUGUCCCCAUUUCCCACGUUGCGCAACAAAGUCGCCAACAACGUUGACCAAAAACUCCAGUCCAGAGCGGUAGAGAAAGGCUAACCUGUUGUCAUGGAGACGGACGCAUCCUUCGAAUUAAUCAAAGCUGCCAGGAGGGUCACGCCUAAGGAGGAAGAUAUGACUGCAGAAAAAAUUACAACCAGAGCGCUGUUGUAAUGGAAGAUUUUGGCGUUCGAACCGCUCUGUCGCAUCUUUUGCCAUGGUAACUGUCGCCGAGCAUCAUGGGAAGGCCAGUGUAGCCUCCAUGCACGAAUGCUCAAAACAGGCGCACUCAAAAUCAAUAUUUGUGAAUAAGAUUUAUUAUUUUGUUUCCUUCUCUAUUACAUAUUCUGUUUGAGCUGAAAAUAUGAAAACAAACACAAUUUUUUUAUUUUUUGGUCAUACACAAAAACAAAUAAACAAAAUAUUGACUUGUUUUUUUUUAGUUUGUUAUUUACUAGAUUGAAUGGAAUAAUUGAAUGGAUGAAUAAUACAUGGACCAAAAUGUUAGGCAUGUCUUUGUUUGCUUUAUAUAUGAAAUGUUUUGAAAGUUUCUGUUUGCAGGCUGAUAAUUCUCUUUGCACUUAUGGAAGAAGCAAAUUUAGCUCCAAAAAGUGCAUAAAAAUAUUCUAUUUUUGCACCAAAUUCGUUAUUUUCACGUUCAAAACUCGAUUUAAAGUAAUUUAAACGACUCUCUCGUCUUUAAAAAUACUUGUGCAUGACUGUAGAUGCGUUCACACACGUGUCCGGCAUCACGAAGGAUGAGUGGUGAGAGGACCACUGUCAAGCCAGCCAGAGUGGAAACACUGCAGUAAUCCAGUCACAGCAAACAUCUUAUCUUACAGCUUCCUCUGUCGUGCUUUUAUUUUGAAGGCGGUCGCUCUGAAUUCCUGGUGGGCUCUUAAAGUAAUUGACUCAUCCUGACCUGGAGGGCUGUGCAGCCUACGUGAGGAGCUGCGAGUAUGCAGGGCUGAAUUAGUGCGAAGAAAGACGAGGAAUUGAACAAUAACAGUAAAACACUGUCAAAUUUAAAGGUUCAAAAUGUUAAAAAAAAGGCAGAAUUACAUCAUAUUUAACAAUCCAAAUGAAAAAUGUAUAUCUUAACUGUCACCAUAGAGAUGUUCUGCAUGUCUUUGUUCCUCAAACACCCUCAGCCCAUUUUCUAACCCUCCUGUGUGUCUCCUCUCCAUGUUUUUAUCGAUGUUAUUGAGCUCUAUAAUCUGUACAUGCAGGGCAGCAGGUUCAUUCACAGCUAUUGUGGGCUUACAGGCUGUUAUAUAACCCUGCUCCUAUAGCCCAUGAUUGGAGCUCUGAUUUCUCGCCUGUCAGUCUCUCUGCAGUGAAUCUCGGUUCUUGUAAACAGUUUCAGAAUCAGUGUUUCUGGUUAUGACUCGGGUUGUAACAGGAGAUCUUCUUCCCGGCAGCCUCUGAGGUUUAAUUGAAGCUGCACGUUGGAGCAGAAAUGAUGCACGCGGCUGAGUCUGAGUGUUUCCACUGUCCUAGUUUCACUCAUUCAUAAAAACUGGUGCUGUAGCUCCCUCUCUCUUGACAUGGUUUGAUCGAAAUGAAAAAGAGCUGCAGCUUUUUGACUCGAAUCAUCAGAUCUCUGCGCUUUUGUUUUUAAGCUGGAAACAAAAAUGAAACUUACCCCAGACUAAAGGAACUCCUCAGCGAUCAUUUCCUACUCUGAAUUACACAAGAGAUAAUUACAUUUUCUGUGUGCUCAUUUAGCUCAAAGGUGGGGUAGGCAGGAACCCUAACCCUAAUAUCAGUCAAUAGUUAUUAGUUAUUGAUGACAUUUGGUAAUAUAACGAUAUCUCUGUGUUCUCUUAUGUCUGUGUCGUCAACAUUUUACAAAUGUUUAAGCGGUCCACUCCCCACCUCCCGGACCUGAUUGGUUGUGAGGCAGACGCUGCACAUCCUCCAAUAACUAGGGCCCAACUGAUAUGGAUUUUUUGGGGCUGAUACAAUUAUUAGGGGGGGGAAAAAACAGAUUACGAAUUAAUCGGCAGAUUUUUUCAAUUUGUUAUUAAGUUAUAAAAAAUACAUAUAUACUGUAGAUAUACUGUAGGUUGUGGUCUUCAUGCCGACAGGAAGACCGACUGAUCAAACUCGGACCAGAAAAACGUUUUCAAUUGUUUAUUCUACCGUUACUGCUGCCUGCUUCAGAUCCGUCACUCUGCUGUGCUGUGAGGUAGUUAGUGGAUGAAGAUUGUCAUGAGGUCGCUGCGCCAUCUACAGGAUAAGUCGGGGAAUCUUUUCAAAUUGCAAAACAUUAAAAUGGAAACCGAAUCUUAUUCACCGCGUUUUAUUUCUGAAAAUAUCGGUUUUGGCCAAUUAGUCUCAAACAGGCUAAAAUUGGCCGAUUAAUCAGUAGGGCCCUACUAAUAACGUUUACAAGCCCAAACAAAGUUAGCGUGCUACAAUACUAGACAGUAGAAAUCAACAAGAAAGUUUGGAAAACACAAGCAAGAAAACAAAGUAAAUACCGGAGACUCUGGCAGAAAAACGGGCGCUUAAAACGGAGGUAGAGCGGACAAGAGCUAAAAAGCCGAGUCAACAUAAACGAUGGGGGACGCUUGGGGAUCUUGGUGACCCUGUAACCUUUCUGCUGGACAGGUAAACCGCUUUAACAAAGUAAGACAAGUGUCUGUAACAGAAGUGUUUCUUGUCAAACGGACCUGCUGUAGCGUGUUGUAGCGCCAUCGCUAAACUGUCCUCCCUCGGGUCCUGGACUAUGUCACUUUAUCCUCGUUGUAGAAGUCCUGCAAACAUUGUGUUUGCUGGUAGUCUGUUGGCAUCUACAGUAGCACCAAUGCUUUUGACUUUCACCUUGACUGGGCCCCAUUUGUAAUGAUCUGAAGUAUUUAUCUGCAUUAUAUCUGAAUUUAAUUGGAACGAUGCGAGCGAGCAGGAGCGUCUGUUUGUGGGCGGGGCUUGAGGGGAGAGGAGGAGCUGAGGGGAAAACUGGUUGGAGGGGUAGAGUUUACAUUCAAGAUUUCUCCUAAAAACUGGAACUAACUCAGAUCCUGACUACACCACCUUUAAAACAUGACUUUUGGCUCUGUCUCAAGACUCUGGAUCGUCACAUGCUAAUAAACAAAAAUUAAACUUUAAAGCGACAGGUGUUGUGUUGAAUUGUUUCAUCCCUCUCCCCCUGCGUCCCUACGAGAACAGAAAUGAACACAACAGACACCAGAUGCCUCUCACAGUCAGCUGCACCCUCUGCCAGUUUUCCUCCCACACCACACGCCGCUUACAAGCCGUCCCAUUGACCGAGCCUUAUCUGAAAAAUGUGGAGGGGGUGAGACCACUUCAGGAUCACAAUGUCGGACUCUCCAAACAGCAUUGUUCAGAAAAAAAGAUCACUCAUAUCACUGAUGGGGAGACACAAAGUACGGGUCACAUGCUGGGUCAAAGCACGAAGGAGGAUUUCCUUAAUGGAGGAAACUCGGAGUGAAAGCCUGGAUGUGGUUUCAGACUAACGAAAGCUGAUGGGAUGAGCUAAUGUUGCUAGGAGACCAGGACACUGCUGUUCGUGGAAAUACACAUGAUACUGUGCACAAAGAAUAACUACAGCAGGGUGUAAGGUCGUACAUAUUGAGAGGAAGAUAUUAUCCUGCUCUCACUAAAUAACUGUAUCUGACCCAGAUAGAUAAUGACGUUGAACACGCAAGAUUAUGAACGUGAUCUUCUGAACCUGCAAGACAAUUAUCUUGUGAAUGCAAGAAAGUUUUAACUUUUUAUAACAUGAUGAAUUCAUGGUGCAAACAAGAUUAUAAAUCACCAUACACUAUAUUAUCUUGCGCACACAAGAUUUAUAGAGAAAAGCUUGCUCCCACUUGUUGAUCUUUUGUUCAUGCAAAAUAAAAAUUUGGGGUGCAGGAGAUAACCGAUUAUUUUGUGCAGUAAACAAAGUUUAUACCAACAAGAUCAUGGUAUUAUUCCAAUGAGAUAAUACAACACAACAUUAUUGUGUUGUAUUGUAUUACAAAACAUUAAUGUACAGUAUUCUACCGUCACCAUCAUAAGAAGCUCUCUCUGCUCUAUAUUCAGACUGUGGGCUCUCACUAAAAUCAAAGUGUCGAUCAGAGACUGAGAGUCUGAGAUUUAUUGUUUCUAAUUUUACUAAGUGCUCCUGCAGACGUCCUCAAGGGCGUUUUGUCGUCUCUGUAUCUGUGUUUGUGUCUUUUUAUAUUUUUAACAUCAUUAACUCUCCUGGUGUUUGACCGUCUGUCUCGACACCGUCUACAGCCUCAUGUUUACGUUUCUAUUUCUCCCUUUUUUUUGUUUGUUUUUGUUGAAACAGCAAAUUCAAUGUACAGAAAAUAGAUGUUGUGUCUGUAUUUGCCAAACUAAGCCUGACAGUAUUUUGAAUAUUUUCUAAAAUCUCUGUCUUCUUCAUCUUUUUCCAGGUAUGAAUGGUGCGGUCCGCGCCGUGGUGCGGAUGGGGAUCUACGUUGGAGCGAAGGUUUACUUCAUCCAUGAGGUGAGGCAUGACUGAGGCUCCAGACUUAGCCUCCGGAUAGUCUGCAGUGUCCUCGACAUUUGACACAGAGCCAAAUCAGUCCAGACAAUUUCGACCUGUUUCCUGGAGGCUAGACGUCUUAUCUUCUGACCUUACAAGGAAACAACAUCUCACCCUGAAAUUCAAUUAACUCCCCACUAGAUACGAUUAUAUUUAUGAAAAACUGGAAACAAGGUGAAUAUUAGAUUUAUUUGUUGAUAUGUUCUUGUUAUGAAGGGUGGUUUGAAGAGAAUCAAAGUCAGUAUAAACUUACUGUCUUGGGGUUCAGGUAGGAGGGUUGUUUACACACAGAUAACAUUAAUACUUAAAAUACACUGCUUUGUAAACUUUAAUCUGACUAAAAUUGCUUAAACCUUUAUGAGUUUUAAUAUUUUCUGUACUAGAUUACGCAUCAAUUGAUCCUGAAAUAUAUAUUUGUCUUGAUUUAUGCAACAUAACUAUCACGUAGCUAGCUCUGGAUAUAUUUUUAUUCAAAUUUGUUAUUUUCAACAGGUUUCCUUUUGUUUUUACUUCCUCAUGGUAGUGUAUCUUGUUAUAGCAUAUCAUAUCAAACCAGGCAUGUAUUGUACCCGAUCAUAUCAAUUGUAUCGUAAUGCAACACAAGACAUUACAUUACAUCACAUCAUAUUGUCAUGUAUCGCACCAUAUCACAUCGCUCCGUAUCGUAUCGCACUGUAUCGCAUCGCAUUGUAUCGCAUUAUAUCGCAUUAUAUUGCAUUAUAUCACAUUGUAUCAUAUCAUAACUUAUCAUAACAUAUUGUUUAAAAGUCACAUUCCGAGUUGUAUCGUAUUUUUCGCAUUAUAAUAUUGCAUUUUGUGUGUUAUCCCAAGAUAUUAUCUAACUUUGCAGUCAUUUAAUUGUAUUGUAUCUUAUUGUUGUUAUAUUAUAUCGUGCUGCUUCGUACGGUAUCAAACCUUACACAGUUGUGUUGUGUUGGGUAUUUUUAUGUAUGUAACUGUAUCAUUAGUGUGUAUCCUAGUGUAUCUGAAGUUAUGCUGCAUUACCUAACCCCAGUUUAGACACUUUAGAUAUUUGCUCUUACAAAUUUCGUUGUACCUUAUGUAUUACACCUUAAUUUAAUUUACAUGGACUAAUGAGUCGAGAGGAUGUUGUUUGCUUUGAUUCUUUAACUCAAGUUUUUUGGACCCUGUCUAGAUCGGGGUCUUCUUUCCCAUUGGUCUAAGUAAUGUUAGAAUUUAAAUAAUGCAUAGUUAAGCUAUCAAAUUACGACCUGAAACACUCUGACGGUUUUCUGCCUGGAUUCAGUGCAGCACAGAAUAAUCAAACCUUCUGAUUUGAAUCAGAAAUUAAAAAAAAAAUCCCUAUUUUAUUAAACCCUGAAGUUAUUUAGCUGAGUCGACCGAGUAAAGACGUGCGGUUUUAACUGGCUUGGCGCCAUUGAGGACGGUGAGUCAGGCAGGUAGAGACGAUCUGGUUUCAGUGUGGGUAUAAUUGGAUUACCAUGGGCAGGCCUCAUCCCUCACUGACUACACUGUUAUCUCCAUCAGCCCCAGAUAACCCCAGAGCUGUAAGUAAUGACAGCUCAGGUCCAUGACACUUUUAUUUUAGGAACCCUAAAAGUACAAAUACAAACACUCGACAAACUGCCUCAUCCACUGAAGAUUAACUCGCCGAAAAUUAAUUUUGUGAAGCGUUGAUAAAAGGUUUGACACUUUUUGUUUCCAGUUUUUCAGGGUAGUUUGGUGUUGAACUGUAUCUUCUGAAUCAUAUUAAAUCGUAACUUAUCAAAUUCAAAGACAUAAUAUAAUACAUUUCAAAAAUGUGUCCCAUCAUAUAUCUAUCGUAACUUUUCAAUUCUUUCAUAUGGUUUCUUAUAACUUAACAGUUCUUUUAAAAUUGUAUUUUUUCUUUUCAAACUGGAUAGAACCAGACUACUUAUUGUACAAUAUCUUUAUAAUUUUUUAUAUUAAAAAAGAAAUUCCUUCAUGUUAUACAGUAUGUUUUAUUUUACCAUAUCUCUUUAAAUUUGUUCUAUUCUAACAAAUUGUAACUUUUAAAAACUGAGUUAUGUUGUGUUGUAAUUUUUAAAAAUGUAUCUUAUUUGUAUCUUAUCUUUUUAGAGUCUGUUGUGUCUGUUUUUUACUGUUUUCUGCUGUAUCUCUUCAAAAUUAAUCAUAUUGUAAUAUCUGGUAUUAUGCUGUUUGAUUUUCCUCGGAAGUCAUAUGUCGGAGCUGAAAAUGACGUCGGAAAAACUUGCGGAAAAAUGAAAAAUCGAAGGCGGAAACAAGAUGGCUACAUCUUCUUAAGUUAUUUAAGCACUUGCCUCGUCCGAAUAUAAGGCAAGCACUAAAACAACUUUCGUAGAUGUAGCCAUCUUGCUUCCGUCUUUGAUUUUUCUUUUUUCCGACUUGGUAUCUGAAACGCUUGGAACUCAGGUGUGACGUCAUUUUUGGCUCCGACAUCGGACUUCCGAGAUAACUCGAAUCGCUUGAAUUUGACCGAUUCCGAUUCCAAUUCCAAUUCCUCGUUUUAAAUCUGAAUCCUAACGAUUCUCUAUUAUGAUUCUUUUAAAAGGCAGGAUAAAAAAAAUGCAUGUUUUAAAUGAGGGCGCUAACCAAAGUUCCUCUUUUUAGAUGAUAUGUCUGAAAAUUCUCUAUUCAUUUUUACAUUAAAUAAACUUCUUAUAAUUUUCCUAUGAAUCUCUUACAGGGAUACUUACAACCAGUAUAUAAAUAUCAAUCUUUGUUGUCCGUUCAUUUGUCAAUGAAAAAGUUAAACUGAUGUUUAGUUAGUUUUGUGCAUGAAGAUCAGCUGAGCAUUAAUCCUGUUCGUCUCCUCUCAGGGGUAUCAGGGGAUGGUGGACGGUGGAGACAACAUCAAGGAGGCGACGUGGGAGAGUGUGUCCAGCAUGCUUCAAGUGGUGAGUGGAGCUUAAUGCCGCUGUUUCAGGUCACACACUCCAGAUAAAAGAGCUUAAAACUGCCGGUAACGCCAGUGAAAACUCAAAUAAAGCUCAGAUUUGAGUGUCUCAGCUCUAUAGAAGUGUGUUUGACACAGGAAGAGGGGUAUUCAUGCUCAGGUCAACAUGGCCGAUCUCUGCUGUGUCAGUGGACGAGUGUGAUGAUCAUUGGAAGUGACUCAGCAGCAAAGCCAAAUUAGUGUGUGAUUGAAUUAGACCUGGUUUGUCAUUGUGGGACUGUCAUUGUCCAAAUUGGAUUACUCUCAGUGCCACAUUUAAAAAAGACUUAACUCCUAUAGGAGCUGAAGUAUCAAAACCAGACAUAUAUGCAGCAUGUUCUCAGUAAUAAUAAUCAGUGACCUGGAGGCAUCAUGACGGCUUCUGGACCACCAGAUCAACUUUUCACACAACAAAACUUACUGCAAAGUGAUUCACAUGAACAGAAAAACCAUCGAGAUGAAACAAAUCCUGAUUCAUGGGCAAGGUUAUGACAAGUGAACAAAACAAACAACAAACAGAUACACAAAUCAAAAAUAUGAUAACUGCCGUAAUGCUAUCAUGAGUUCAUAAUGAGGAAACACUAGAGGUGUGAUUAAAAUGUUGAAACACAAAAUAGCUAAGAAUACAAAUAGAUUUAUUAAUAAACAAAUGGAAAAUUGAUAAAUAAAUAAACUAUACAAUUACCAUGUAGAGCUGUGUGUCAUCUGCAAAGCUAUGGAAGUUGAUGCUGUUCCUUCUGAGGGGUGACAUAUAAAAGUCAAAAAGUGAAGGACCUAGAAUUGAACCCUGAGGAACGCCACAAUUUACAUCAUAAUGCCUAUGGUAUUUAAAUAGAGUUUGACAGAAGGGACUUUUUAUCCAUGUUUGACCUUAGAUCAUUUACUGUGAUUUGUCCUUAAACCAGAUUGGCAGUUUUCACAGAUGUACCUCAGCAAUACGUUUUAAAUUCUUAUUGAUACUCAAGAUAACAAGAAUAUGAAUGAAAGAAGGCAAUACAUAGAAUUCUGAAUAAAUGAAUACAUAGAAAUAUACUAUGUAGAGCUGUGUGUCAUCUGCAAAGCUAUAAAAGUUGAUGCUGUGCCUCCUGAGAGGUAACAUAUAAAAUGAAAAAGUGAAGGACCUAGAAUUAAACCCUGAGGAACGCCGCAAUUUACAUUAAAACUUGACUUUCUGUCUUUAUUGUUUUGUGUAUCAUAUGCUUAAAAGAAAGUGCUCCCACAACAUAAUUUUUGGACCAAUAUUUGGUUCAAUUAAAUCAUUUUCUUAUCUGCAGCAGACAGACUCAUAACUGCCUUAAAAUUAAACAUUGUAAAAUAAAUUAUUAGCAUGAAUUCUCCCUUAUUUUACAAUAAAAACAGAAAAAAGAUAAACACUUUCUGACUGAGUAAUUCCUGCAUGAGAGGAAUAGGAGGAUACUUUUGUUUUUGAGGGUGUGCUGUGUGUUUCCUCAGGGCGGCACGGUCAUCGGCAGCGCUCGCUGUAAAGAGUUUCGUUCCCACGAGGGUCGUGGAUGGUUUAAUGGCCAUGCAUGCAAACACAAUGGGCCUCAUUCUCCAAUAGUUAUUACUUGUGAGAAAUUUUCUGUUUGCGUUGAUUUUGGUGCCAACCUGUUCAGAAUUAUACCGCUCAUCUUUAGUCCUCUACAAGAGUCAUAUUUUCACACAAAAACCUCAUUCAAUCAUAGGAAAACAGAUCACUUAUUAGGAAUAGUGUCUUCUUUAUAAAGAGACGGAAAGCUGUGUUUGUUUCAGUUUGGGUUUUUGUUAAUCUGUCAUCAUCUGCAGGGCUGAUCGAUGAGGCGGCAGCUGAGAGCAACUCUGAGCUACACAUCGUCGGCAUGGUGGGCUCCAUUGACAAUGACUUCUGCGGAACAGACAUGACCAUCGGCACCGACUCAGCUCUGCACAGGAUCAUCGAGGUGGUGGAUGCCAUCAUGACCACGGCUCAGAGGUAAACCUACCCUUAAAGAAAAGGCAUGGACGAAGUCUUUGGUUUUACAAAUUUGCAAAAAUACAUUUAAAUAAAUCUUUCACAUUCAAAAGAAAAAAGUUUAUCUUCAUGUAAAUAACAAACAUCUUUCUUCUACCCAUUUACCGUGAGUCUAUUCUGUUUCAUGUCAUUUUAAGAGAUAAAUCCUUUCACUGCUUAGAGCUUUUAUAGUUUCUGAUGUUAUGUCCUGUUUUUCAGCCACCAGAGGACGUUUGUGCUGGAGGUGAUGGGCCGACACUGCGGGUGAGGACUCGGCAUGAACAUCACAUAUACAAUAUUUUAUAAUGAGUAGUAAAUAAUAAUGUGGAUGGUUUAAUGGCCAUGCAUGCAAACACAAUGGGCCUCAUUCUCCAAUAGUUAUUACUUGUGAGAAAUUUUCUGUUUGCGUUGAUUUUGGCGCCCCCUGUCUGAAUUAUACCACUCAUCUUUAGUCCUCUACACGAGUCAUAUUUUCACAGAAAAAUCUCAUUCAAUCAUAGGAAAACAGAUCACUUAUUAGGAAUAGUUUUCUGAUGAAAUAAAAAUCCUUAAAAUAUUUAUUUCAAACCAGUAGUCUGUUAAUGAUCAAAACGGUGAUAUUAUACUUUACUAUGACUAUACUAUAUUAUUUUUUACAAACUAUACUAUGACCUUUUUAAUCAUACUAUACCAUGACUUUAUUUAUCAUACUAUACUGUGACAUUUUUAUCAUACAAUGCUAUGACAUUUUUUUAUCAUACCAUACUGUGACAAAUUUUAUCAUACUAUACUAUGACAUUUUUAUCAUCAUUCUAUACUAUGACAUUUUUAUCAUACUUUAAUGUAAAGUUUUUAUCAUACUAUACCAUGACUUUUUUUUACAAACUUAACUAUGUUUAUUUUCAUACAAAAAUUUGAACUUUUUAACAUUUUAUGCUUUGACAUUUUUUGUCAUACUAUACUAUGACACUUUUUAUCAUACUAUACAUGACAUUUUUUACAAACUUAACUUUGAAAAAAUAUAUUAUACUUUACUAUGACUAUACUAUAUUAUUUUUUUACAAACUAUACUAUGACCUUUUUAAUCAUACUAUACUAUGACUUUAUUUAUCAUACUAUACUGUGACAUUUUUAUCAUACAAUGCUAUGACAUUUUUUUAUCAUACCAUACUGUGACAAAUUUUAUCAUACUAUACUAUGACAUUUUUAUCAUCAUUCUAUACUAUGACAUUUUUAUCAUACUUUAAUGUAAAGUUUUUAUCAUACUAUACCAUGACUUUUUUUUACAAACUUAACUAUGAAAAAAUUUAUUAUUCCUUUCUAUGACAUUUUUUCAACAUAUUAUACUUUGACAUUUUUUGUCAUACUAUACUAUGACACUUUUAUCAUACAAUACUAUGACCUUUUUAAUCAUACUUAACUAGGAUUAUUUAUCAUUCUCUUUAAAACUUUGUUAUAUCAUCGUAUACUCUGACAUUUUUAUCAUAUUAUACUUUUAAAUUUUUUAUCAUACUAUACUAUGACAUUUUUCAUCAAACCAUAGUAUAACCUUUUUAAUCAUACUACACUGACUUUUUUUAUCAUUCUAUAGUAUGUCAUUUUUAUCUACUAUACUGUUAAAUUUUUCAUCAUACCAUACAAUGACCUUUUUAAUCAUACUAUACUAUGACUUUUUAAAUCAUACUAUAAAGUGACAUUUUUAUCAUACUCUACUAUGAAAUUUUGUUUAUCAUUCUAUACGGACAUUUUUAUCAUACUUUAAUGUGAAAUUUUUAUCAUACUAUACCAUGACAUUUUUUUACAAACUUAACUAUAAAAAAAAUUAUUUUACUUUACUGUGACAUUUUUUCAACAUAUUAUACUCUGACAUUUUUUGUCAUGCUAUCCUAUGACAUUUUAUCAUACUUAACUAUGAUAUUCCUUAUACUAUAGUGACAAUUUUUUUUGUCAUACUAUAGUAUGACAUUUUUUAACAUACUAUAAAUACUAUGACAAUUUAAUCAUACUUUACUAUGCCAUUUAUAUCAUACUAUACUGUGACAUUUUUAUUAUACUAUACUCUUAAAAUUUUAUCAUAUUAUACUUACAUGUUUGCAUCCCAAUUGACUAUGAUUUUAUCACACUAUUUAAUGACAUUAUUGUUUUAUUCUUCACUAUGACUUUUUUAUCAUACUUUACUUGACAUUUUAAUCACACUAUACUUUGAUAACAUUUUUUUAAAUAAUCUUGUCUUCCAAUUGCAAUCAAUAAAGAAUCAUGAGUCAACCAGUUUCAUUUGUUAUUUUAUUGAGCGGAUGAAGUGACAGAGAUUGAAUUUACAGUCUGAGUUACCAAAACUCACUGAGGCAGUUUUAGUGAGCACACACAUAUAUCAUCAUAAGAGACAACUUCCUGUUUCCACUUUUGGCAAAUCAGAAGAGGGGAGAGCGAAAUGUCUGCAAGCAGCAUGAAAACUUGGAAAAGAGAAUGUGCAGAUUAACAAGAUGUGCAGCUGUACACAGGUAAAAACAGGCAGAAAGGCAAGAGCAAACAUUGUCAAACAUGACAUUUUUUGUCAUACUCUACUAUGACAUAUUUUCAUCAUACUAUACUAUGACGUUUUUUAACAUACUAUACUAUGACAUUUUUUAUCACACUAUACUAUGACAUUUUUAUCAUACUUAACCAUGACUUUUUCAUCGUCCCACACAAUGACAUUUUAAAUCAUACUAUACUUUGACUAUUUUUAUCAUACUAUACUAUGACACUUUUUAACAUGCUAUACUAUGACAUUUUUUCAUCAUACAAUACAAUGACAUUUUUCAUCAUACUAUUCUAUGACAGGUUUUAACAUACUAUACUAUGACACUUUUUAACAUGCUAUACUAUGACAUUUUUUCAUCAUACAAUAAAAUGACAGUUUUCAUCAUACUAUACUGUGACAUUUUUAUCAUACUAUACUAUGACAUAUUUUCAUCAUACUAUACUUUGACUAUUUUUAUCAUACUAUACUAUGACAUUUUUAUCAUACUUAACCAUGACCUUUUUAUCAUCCCACACAAUGAAAUUUUAAAUCAUACUAUACUUUGACUAUUUUUAUCAUAUUAUACUAUGACAUUUUUAAUCAUACUAUACAAUGACACUUUUUAACAUGCUAUACUAUGACAUUUUUUCAUCAUACAAUACAAUGACAUUUUUCAUCAUACCAUUCUAUGACACGUUUUAACAUACUAGACUAUGACAUUUGUGAUCAUACUUUACUAUGAUAUGUUUAUUAUACUAUACAAUGACAUUUUCAAUCAUACUAUACUAUGACACUUUUUUACAUACUAUACUAUGACAUUUUUCAUCAUACUAUACUAUGACACUUUUAACAUGCUAUACUAUGACAUUUAUUCAUCAUACAAUAAAAUGACAUUUUUCAUCAUACUAUACUAUGACAUUUUUAUCAUACUAUACUAUGACAUAUUUUCAUCAUACUAUACUAUGAUGUUUUUUAACAUACUAUACUAUGACAUUUUUAUCAUACUUAACUAUGACUUUUUUAUCAUCCCACACAAUGACAUUUUAAAUCAAACUAUACUUUGACUAUUUUUAUCAUACUAUACUAUGACUUUUUUAUCACACUUUACUUUGACAUUUUUAUCAUACUAAACUAUGACUUUUUUAUCAUCCCACACAAUGACAUUUUAAAUCAAACUAUACUUUGACUAUUUUUAUCAUACUAUACUAUGACAUUUUUAAUCACACUAUACUAUGACACUUUCUAACAUACUUUACUAUUACAUUUUUUUUAUCAUUCUAUACAAUGACAUUUUUCAUCACACUAUACCAUGGCACUUUUAAACACCCUAUACUGUCACAUCUUGAAUAAUACUUUUCUAUGAUAUCUUUAUCAUACUAUACAUAGACAUUUUCAUAUUUACUAUACAAUGAAAUUUUUUAUCAUACUAUACUAUAACAUUUUUUAUCAAACUAUACUAUUACAUUUUUUAUCAUACUAUACUAUGACAUUUUUCAUCAAACUAUCCUACAACAUUUUUUGACAUACUAUACUAUGACAUUUUUCAUCAUACUGUACUAUGACAUCUUUUAACAUACUAUGCUGUGACACAUGAUCAUAACUUUACUAUGGUAUCUUUAUCAUACUAUACAAUGACAUUUUCAAUCAUACUUUAGUAUGACAUUUUUUAUUAUACUAUACUAUGAUGUUUUUAUCAUACUAUACUAUGACACUUAACAUACUAUACUAAGACAUUUUUAUCAUACUUCACAGGUCUUUUUUAUCAUACCAUACAAUGACAUUUUUUAUCAUACUAUACUAUGACACUUUUUAACAUGCUAUACUAUGACAUUUUUUCAUCAUACUAUACAAUGACAUUUUUCAUCAUACUAUACUAUGACGCUAUUUAACAUACUAUACUAUGAUAUUUUUGUCAUACUUUACAGGUCUUUUUUAUUAUACCACACAAUGACAUUUUGAAUCAUACUAUACUUUGACUAUUUUUAUCAUAUUAUACUAUGACAUUUUUAAUCAUACUAUACUAUGACACUUUUUAACAUGCUAUACUAUGACAUUUUUUCAUCAUACAAAACAAUGACAUUUUUCAUCAUACUAUUCUGUGACACGUUUUAACAUACUAGACUAUGACAUUUGUGAUCAUACUUUACUAUGAUAUCUUUAUUAUACUAUACAAUGACAUUUUCAAUCAUACUAUACUAUGACACUUUUUAACAUACCAUACUAUGUCAUUUUUGAUCAUACUUUACUAUGACUUUUUUAUAUAAAGUAGUUUUAACAUACAAUACUACAAUAUUUAUUAUACUAUACUAUGAUUUUUUUUUGUCAAACUUGAUUUUUUUUAACAUACUAUAGCCUGAUAUUUUUUCACACGGUAAUUUUUUUUAAUCAGAUAACAUAAAUAUUUCUUAACAUACUUUGACCUUUUUUUCAUACUAUAAUAUGAUAUUUUUAUCAUACUAUACUAUGACAUUUUUAAAAUUACUUAAGAUUACUAAUUCUUUUCCUAUUUUUUUCCCACCUAUCAACUCCAAGUGGUCUGAAACAUACUCCCCAAUCGGUUCUGGACAAUGAUUCUAACCCUACGCCCUGAACCAGGCCCUCACCCUAACCAUAGACACUUAAAAAAUCUGUGUUCGAUUUUGCUAUAGAGGGUAGCAUCUCCCUUUCACUUGAAUAGGGAUUUUUCAAAUUGUCCAUAACUUUUAAACGCAACAUCAUAGAGACUUUAUUCCAGUACCAGUGAACUCGGGGUACAUGAAAUAGGAAAGUAUGGUCCUUGACCCAGACACUUAGUACCCAAUAGUGGAGAGAAAUAGUGGAAUGAUUUCAAACAGAUGUUAAUAAUCAGGUGUGUGUUCACGUGCAGGUACCUGGCUUUGGUCAGCGCUCUGGCGUGUGGAGCUGACUGGGUUUUUAUUCCAGAAAUGCCUCCUGAGGACGGCUGGGAGGACAACAUGUGUCAGAAACUGUCUGAGGUAACACACACACACACACACACACACACACACACACACACGCACACACGCACACACACACACACACACACACAUAAACUUUCACAACUGCUAAGUAUUUUACAAUUUUUAUUUGAAAUAUUUGCAGAUUACGUACAAAAAUAACAAUACACCCUGCAUACAAAAGCCAACUUGUUAUUAUAAGUAACAAAAAAGUUCCUUUUUAAGCUUUUAAAGUGACUUUUAAGACUUUAUUUAUCGAGUGUCUGUGUCCUUGUAAGCAGGACUUUACUGGGAGGUAUUUCAAGUGUUUGAGUAGAAGUUUAACACAUUAUACCCCCUCACUUCAGAGCCUGCUGUGAAUCUAAAAAUAGUAGGAGGCACAUAAACAGCUGACUUACUUAAGUUGUGUGCCAUUAAACAGGCAGCUGCAGAGCUUCAUAAUGCAUCAAACAGAAAACGAAAGUCAUUAAGAGUCAUGUCUGUGAUGUAAUCAGAUCAGCUGAUCUCUUAUUUUGAAAGUGAAAGUGUUUACAAACAUGAAUGAGAAAGUAAACACUGUAAAACAACGACUCUGGUGGGACUCGAACCCACAACCUUUGAAUCACUUCUCAAGUGCUUGACUAGAAGUCCAAUGCGCUAUCCAUUGCGCCACAGAGCCCCUUGUGCCAUGGGAGACUGAGGGAGCAUUAAAAGUUUCCAGUUACAGAGAGAACACAUGGUGAGAGCAAGAGUUAAUGUUGAGUCUAACUUUGUUAAACACUGUCUAAAAGAACUAAGUGCUUAAGUGCCGCUCAGGGAAAUAUCAGAAAAAAUUAAAGUUUACACAUAGUGUUACAAAAGCUACAGAUGUACAAAUACUUAUUUCUAACAGUAAAAUAAAUAAAAGAGCCUAAAUUAAGAAACCUGAAUAUUUAGGUUAAGUUAUCAGAGAUGAAGGUAAAUGAAGAAAUAGACAGUCAGAGUUAAGGAAUAUAAAGUCAAAAGUUUGACAUGAAGACAAGUAAGUCAUAGUUCUAAGAUAUAAAGAAUGAAAAUAUUUAUUUUUAAUAUAUAAUAAUUGUUUUGUAAUUUAAAGAUCAAUAUUGUGACAAAGUAGGUCAUGAUCACAAGAUACCAAGUCACAACUAUGUUAUAAAAGUCAUAAUUUUGAGGUAAAAAAAAACAGCAAAUCAAUUGGAUAAAAAAAUUACAUUAUGUGAAAAAGUAACAGGAUAUAUGAGUAUGUGUAUGAGCUAUAUAUUAUCUUAUCUUAAAUCUACUGGAAAGCAAAUCAUAACUUUUAAAUAAAAGUUGAUUUUUUAAAACUUUUGUCAUGAUUUUAAUUAUUUUUAAUCUCAUUUUUGUAACUUUUGUCACAUAAUUUGUUUUAUUCUCUCAUUACUGUGAUUUAUUUUUAAUCUCUGAUGACUUUUAAUCUCAUUUUGACAGCUAUUACUAUUUUCUCUUCCCGAAGACAAAGUCACCUGAAAGAGAAGAGGUUUUCUGUGGAACUUUUUUUUGUAACUAAAGAGCUGUGUGAAAAAUAACACCCCUGUGUCUAACCUUCUGUUGGUGAAAAGCAGCUAAAUCGAAGCAGAGGCUGAAAGGCUCUAAAGUGAAGGGUUUGAUAGACAUCAGUACGAUACUUGGAAAAAAACUUUUGAGCUGUAAAUCACCCAAAGCUUUUCUACCAUUGUCCCAGUCACCACAACAAUCUACACGCACCCAAAGGUGUAAACGCCUUCAUGAUUAAAGGUUGUUGGCUCCUGUGAACAACUCCCAUCUGACUCCCAAACUUUUUAGCAUACUGACGACUCUCAGAGACUUGACCAUCUAAUUUCUUCACCAGGGAGGAAACUUUUUGGUUUCAAGGCAAAAUAUGUUCAAGGACUAUAAAGUAGUUUAAAUUUACUAGAAUAGAUAAAGAAUUUCACAUCUCAAAAAUGUCUUCAGGAACUUGAAGCACGUACAGGCGCCUGUAUUUAAAGGGAUAUUCCAGUGUAAAGUUAAUUUAGGGUCAAACACACUAUAAUACAGAGUUAGACACCCCUUGAAAAAUGAAGGUUGACGACCGCUUGCUUCUCUAGUUAUACCAACUUUAGUAACAACCGCACAGAAGCAAUACAUAGCAGUCUGGUGAGCCUUAAACAAACCUUGCAGUUCGAUGAAGAACUGUUCAUAUUGUCUGCAACAUUUCUGUCUCAAGGGGGUUUCUAACGCGGUGUUACAGUGUGUUUGAACCUAAAUUAAUUUUAUGCUGGAAUAUCCCUUUACGGGGCAGUUUUCAGUGCAGUUCAAAGCUUUUCUUCUUUGAACAAACAUCGACUCUGGUGGGACUCGAACCCACAACCUUUGAAUCACUCCUCAAGUGCUUGACUAGAAGUCCAAUGCGCUAUCCGUUGCGCCACAGAGCCCCUUGACCCAACCGUAGCCCCCUUUAGGUGACGAAACCUCAGGAAUAGGCUAUUUAGCAUUUUCCAUGGACCCAGGGGAUAUAAUAUCUAGAGGUUUAGAAGUCCAUCAAAAAUGGUCUCAAAAGCCAUGACUAGACAAGUAGUUAGCAGACAAUGGACCCAUUGAGUUCUGCCUGAAGCAUAUGCCAUCGUAUAUCAACAAGUCAAGUCAAAGGUCUAACCAUUAGUAAACAUGUGUAAGACCUCAAGCCCCUCAGUAAAGAAACAUCGACUCUGGUGGGACUCGAACCCACAACCUUUGAAUCACUCCUCAAGUGCUUGACUAGAAGUCCAAUGCGCUAUCCAUUGCGCCACAGCGCCACUUGACAACGCACCUCCCUCCAGGUGAGGCAGCCUCAGGAAUAGGCUAUUUAGCAUUUCCCAUGGACAAUGGGGAUAUAACAUCUAGAGGUUUACACAUAAAAGUCUCUCAAGUCCAUCAAAAAUGGUCUCAAAAGCCAUGAAUAGGCAAGUAGUUAGCAGAGAAUGAACCCAUUGAGUUCUGCCUCAAGCAUAUGCCAUCGUAUAUCAACUCAAGUCAAAGGUCUAACCAUUAGUAAACAUAUGUAAGUGGCUGAUUAGACCUCAAGCCCCUCAGUAAAGAAACAUCGACUCUGGUGGGUCUCGAACCCACAACCUUUGAAUCACUCCUCAAGUGCUUGACUAGAAGUCCAAUGCGCUAUCCAUUGCGCCACAGAGCCACUUGACAAUGCACCUCCCUCCAGGUGAGGCAGCCUCAGGAAUAGGCUAUUUAGCAUUUCCCAUGGACAAUGGGGAUAUAACAUCUAGAGAGUUACACAUAAAAGUCUCUCAAGUCCAUCAAAAAUGGUCUUGAAAGCCAUGAGUAGACAAGUAGUUAGCAGACAAUGGACCCAUUGAGUUCUGCCUCAAGCAUAUGCCAUCGUAUAUCAACAAGUCAAGUCAAAGGUCUAACCAUUAGUAAACAUGUGUAAGACCUCAAGCCCCUCAGUAAACAAACGUCGACUCUGGUGGGACUCGAACCCACAACCUUUGAAUCACUCCUCAAGUGCUUGACUAGAAGUCCAAUGCGCUAUCCAUUGCGCCACAGAGCCCCACAUUGGAGUUGAGGGGCUAAAACCAGGAGAGCAAGAGCGUGAAUUUAUCCCAAGUUCAAGAUUUUCAAUACAAGAAAAUUCCAGUUUUAUUCCUUAUUGUUUUCUUGAUAAAAUAAUGACACUGUUGGGACUCAAACCUGUAACCUUCUGGAGCCAAAAACAUUCACCAUAUUUCAGGUAUUCUCGACUGACUAACAUUUACAGAUGAUUUGAUGUUCUGAGUGUAUUUGUCACCGUCCAGAGCCGGUCUCGAGGUUCCAGGUUGAACAUUAUCAUAGUCGCUGAAGGAGCCAUUGACAGACAAGGACAACCAAUAACCUCUGGUUUUGUAAAGGAUGUGAGUAAAGCUCAGUUUAACACUGAAGCAGAGGGGGAACCAGGAGCUGGACCAGCUUGUGGAAAUCCAUUUAGGUAUAAUACGGGACACGCAGAAAAAAACAGCAAACCCACAGUCAGGAAGGUCUGAGUGACGAGGGUUUCUGCAGGAUUAUCCACGUGUACUGGUUCCAGCUUUUGGAUGCAAACCAUUUUCUGUCGUGUGUUUAAAUGCUUGUGCUUCUGUAUAUCCCUCCCUCUGUAGAACCGAGCCGAUAAGAAAAGGCUGAACAUUAUUAUUGUAGCCGAAGGCGCCAUAGACUCCCACAACAAGGCAAUAACUCCUGAUUAUAUCAAGGAAGUAAGUAUGAGACUCUGGGCUCAACUCAUGGAUCCACGAGUCCUCCUCUGAAGCAUGUUUCCAUUUCACCUCACGGUCCUCAGUCUUGGGAGCGCACAUGGUGAAGUUUUUGCUUUUUUUCCCCUCCAUUUUUUUUUGUAUUUAUCUACUCCUAUAUGUUUUUUUAUCCUCUCUGUCCUUUUGUGUCCUUAUUUUUGCUUCACCCCUGCAUGCACUUCAUGAGGCACUCGUCACAUGACAGGAAAUGUUUUGCAUGUUUUCUCCCUCUGUUUUAUUUUCCAUGCUUUGACCUGCAUUCAUCUUCUUUGAAUUAAAAUGUCAUAACUGUUUAGUUUUGUUAGCUCUGUGAAACCCUUUAAAAGGAACCCCAACUGUGAGGACUAAUGGGCAUAAAUAUGCUUUUUAAAAAAGUAUGAAGAAUCAUUAUUUAAAAAAAAUCGGGCCCAGACAUUUUUUUUUUAAAUAGCGCAAUGCACUCUGGGUUGAUGACGUCAGUUGGUUGUGUUGUGCCAAGACACUGGUGCUAGCUUUUGCUCCAGGAGCGAGAUUACUACAAUAAUGCUGCUUUUGUAAACAAACAUCGACUCUGGUGGGACUCGAACCCACAACCUUUGAAUCACUCCUCAAGUGCUUGACUAGAAGUCCAAUGCGCUAUCCAUUGCGCCACAGAGCCCCAUGACCCAACAGCACCUCCCUCCAGGUGAGGCAACCUCAGGAAUAGGCUAUUUAGCAUUUCCCAUAACAUCUAGAGAGUUACACAUGAAAGUUUCUCAAGUCCGUCAAAAAUGGUCUCGAAAGCCAUGACUAGACAAGUAGUUUGCAGACAAUGAACCCAUUGAGUUCUGCCUCAAGCAUAAGCCAUCAUAUAUCAACAAGUCAAGUCAAAGGUCUAACCAUUAGUAAACAUGUAAGUGGCUGAUUAGACCUCAAGCCCCUCAGUAAACAAACGUCGACUCUGGUGGGACUCGAACCCACAACCUUUGAAUCACUCCUCAAGUGCUUGACUAGAAGUCCAAUGCGCUAUCCAUUGCGCCACAGAGCCCCACAUUGGGAUUGAGGAUAUGUUGUGAGAUUUGUUUUUGCCAAAAGGUAGAACGUAGAUCUACAGGGUUAUUCUCAAAUGUUAUCACCAAUCUGCAACAAACGCCACAUAAUUGAAUGGCGAGUGAAAUUUGAGGGGCUAAAACUAGGAGAGCAAGAGCGCAAAUGUCCUUCUGAAGGACCCGCAGCUUCUCUUCAGAUGCAUUUAAUGCAUUUAGCCGAACUAAGCUGAGCUCACAGGUGCUACUGGUUACAAAUCAAGACUAAAGCCAAACAGACAAACACAAACAGACAAAAAGCCCUCGAACCCAAGACAACCUUUGAAUCACUCCUCAAGUGCUUGACUAGAAGUCCAAUGCGCUAUCCAUUGCGCCACAGAGCCCCACAUUGGGGUUGAGGAGAUGUUGUGAGCUUUUUUUUUUUUUUUUGCCAAAAGGUAGAACGUGUAGAUCUACAGGGUUAUUCUCAAAUGUUAACAUCAAUCUGCAACAAACGCCACAUAAUUGAAUGGCGAGUGAAAUCUGAGGGGCUAAAACUAGGAGAGGAAGAGCGCAAAUGUCCUUCUGAAGGACCCGCAGCUAUGUUCUCACUCUCCCUGUCAGUUGGCAUGGUGACGCAGUUGCUGCAUGCUCACCGGCGACUAUGGUCGACUGUUUCCUUUUCGCAUCUUCGUUUGUCUUUAUUUUAAAGCUCAUUUUGACACGUAUUUGCGGUGAUAUCCUCCUCGCUUAUGUCUCUCUCGGGUUCAAAUCGGAAAGGUUGUUUUGCACCGUUGAGUAAAAAAUUUAUGGGGCAGAGUCCGGCGCAACCACGUGACAACACAACCCUGAUAGCAUUGCGAGACAAAAGACAAUGGCGGGCUAAGAGUGAAAAUAUUUUUCCCAGUUUUAUAAAAACUAAAAUAUGUUGAUAGAUUUUAAUAUUGUUUUUAUAAAGCUGGAACAAACAUUGAUCAUAUAGAGUAGUAUCGUCUUGGUGGUCCGGGUUCCUUUUAAAGGAAUGUUCAGUGACACACUUUCUCCACUAUCCUAUUGCUCCCUCUCUGGAUAUUCAGCUGGUAGUCCGUUGCCUGGGUUUCGACACUAGGGUCACCAUCCUGGGUCAUGUGCAGAGAGGAGGGACCCCCUCGGCCUUCGAUAGGAUCUUGGUGAGUCACUGCAUCUUAAAGGGAUAUUCCAGCGCAAGUUUAAGCCGUGGUCAAACAGACUGUAACACCGAGUUAGACACCCCCUCGAGAGAUGAAUGUUGCCGACCGCUUGCUUCUUUUGUAAAAAUAACUUCAGCAACGACCACACGGUAGCAAUACACAGCGGUCUACAUCUCCACAAGCAGACCUCAACCAGCAAGCCACAAAUAAUGCUCAGAACAGCACCUAACUUCACCAACAGGACAUACAGGGUCCCAGCCACAGGACUAGCCACCAACAUCUUUUUAACUUUGACUCAUUUCUUUAGCAAAGAGACUAAACACAACUCACCUACUCUCUUCCGGCAGCCGCUUGUUUGUAGUGAGACCUCAGGCCAGUCCAUUACAGACUACAGUGGGGUGACGCAGCUCAAGGAAGAACACCAACAGUUGAACUUCAAUUUGAUAUCUGUAAAUAUCACGUGAUCUAGAUACCCGUUUUAGCACCAUGGCAACAAAAUUAAACUCGCAGGCACCAACCUGCUCAUUUGCUUGUGCAGAAACACCGUAGUCGCUGACAACAGAUCAGCUCACGUCAAAAACAGUAGACUUUAAGCUGACAUUAAAAAAUAACUGACUAGUCUGUGGCACCCCCAGCCUUCAGUCCCACUUGCAAGCUAACCUAAACAUACACAAACACAAACACAGCAGAGAUAUAUCAGCUCAGGAUGAACCUCGUUCUUACCUCUGCAGGCCAGCCGUAUGGGGGUUGAAGCAGUCCUGGCGUUGCUGGAAGCCUCAGCUAACACUCCGGCCUGUGUCGUGUCUCUCGUUGGAAACCAGGCUGUUCGGCUGCCUCUGAUGGAGUGUGUUCAGAUGGUAAGAGUGUGUUAAUGCAUACAUGUAAGACAGAUCUAUUGUUGAUUUGAAGCAGGAUGGAUUUCAGCAGAUGUGAUUUUACUAACGUGACAAAAGAGAUCAGCGUCAAAUCCAGAGAGUCUGAAGUGAGUCAGAGCGGCAUCAGAAAAUGUUGCUGUUAACCAAGAGCUUCACACUUCGAUCUAACAGCUCGGCCGUCUGAAGUGUGAAAUGAUGGAGCUCCAGUUCUCUUUCCUCUGCCGCCAGCUGGAUAAUCAUUGAUGCUAAUUAGAAAAGCACACAGACACAAAUCUAAUCUGAUUACUUUUAAAUAACAGUUUGAUUUCAGUCUCUGCAGAGAAAACGAACUUUUUUGAGGUGUGGUGAAGGAGGUCUCUUGUGUUAAAUCUUCAGACUCAGGAGGUCCAGAAAGCCAUGGACGAGAAGAAGUUUGAGGAGGCGGUCAGACUGCGUGGCAGGUAUGAAAGUUUUAACUUUAACUAAAAACAAGCGAUUUAAGGAGGAACUGAUUAAUUUCACUCUGAAAGUAACAAAACUGACAUCAAUUUCAGAUUUUCUUCUCUAUUAUUUUGCUGCUGCUCUCCCUGCCUUGGCUUUUCAAUGUAUAAACAUUAUUUACUUUGAAUACCGAUUGUUUAUGCUGAUUACGAUGACGACUCUAAUCUCAGGAAAAGGAUUUGGUCAAGAGUUACUUUUUGCCGUUAUCUGUUUGGACUUUUAGAUCUGAUACUUCUCUCUGGUUUGGUCUUAACCAGUCUCCUCAAGUCUUGUUUGCAGCUCUACUGACUGGUGGAAAAAAAGUUGUUUCUUUGACUUAAUUUGUUCCCGACUGAACUUGUAUUUUCUCGCCUGUUUCCUUUAGGAGCUUUGAAAACAACCUGAGCACGUACAGACUCCUCUCCUACAGGAAAGCCGACUCUGAGCUUCCUAAUGUGAGUACCUUCACCUUCGAUCACAGCUCAAAUAAAACACGGUGAAGAUCAUGAGUCCAAUUCUCAGAGUUGUAAUUCUCCUGAUGUAUUUUUCCACCAGCGGCUCUCAGAUUUGUACGGUAGUAUGAGGUACUUCCUGGUCAGGUGCCUUGUGGGUGCUGCAGUCUUUUUGUGACACUAACAGAGUCUGUUUUUCUGUGACUGUGUCCGUCCUGAGGGAGAGGAGGAGAAGGAGGAGGUGGAGGAGGAGGCGGAGGAUGGAGAGAAGGUGGAUGUGUGUUAUGUGUAAACUCCUGACGCUUCUGUAGGUGUAGUUCACAGAGCAGAGGAGAUUUCAGACCCUUUAGAUGAUCCUCCUUCAGAAUAAUGAUUUCCUGGUGACACAAAAUGACCGUGCCUGUGCUCCUCACCUGCUGCUGCUGCCCAUCAUCGCUCAUCUCCAUGGCUCUGCUUUUAUAAACAUUAGAUGUAGGAACAUGAAGAGUCGUAAUAGAGCUGAGAGCGAGGGUUUCCCAGUCCCUGAAGUCUCUAACAAUCACAGGAUCUGCUGGGAUUUGCUUCUCCUAACUUCCUUCCUUAUAGUCUGUGGCUGAAAGAGUUUGAGAUUAUUCAAACUGGACCGGCUGAGUUUAAAACGAGCAGAAGCUCUUCGAAUGAAAGCUCUGAUUCAGGUUUAGGAGAUUUGGUUUUGUAGGAGAGAAAAAAAAAUCCUUAGAUCGGGAAAUCACGACAUCCUGUUCCACAUAUCUGAUACUUAAGAUGAUCGUAACCUGACUGCAAACGUUCAGCUGAUACUUAAUGAAAAAUAUUAAAAAAUUAGAAAAAACUUUGAUUUAUUUGAGUCAGUUUUUAAAUCACACGCCACAUAUUUUAUUCUAUUUUUAAAAAUAUGUAUUUUUACAGUUAAUUUUUACUUUAUCAGGAGUAGAGAAAUUGGGGCAAGACAUGCUUUAAAAGGAGGGCCGGGAUUCAAAACAGCGACUUCUGCAGCAAGGACUGUAGCACUUAGACUAAAAGGCUGUCGGCUCCUCAUUUUUAUAUUCAUCUCAUCUAAUAAACCUAUUUUUAAAUUUGAGGUUUUUUUAUUUUAUUAGUUUUUUUGUCAGUGUUGGUCGGCAGCCUGCUCAGGUAUCGACUAUCCAGAGUAAAGAGUGUUGAAGUAAUAAAGUCCGGACGUAAUGAACGAAUGAAUAACAUUUUUUAAUUUAUCUGAAAGGAAAAGAAAUUGUUAAACUUUAGAGAGUAGUCUAAGAUUUUAAAAACAGUUUUUCGUUGUGUGUCCUCCUGGGCUGUCACAAGAAACUGGGAGAUUAUUGUAUUGCAAAAGACAUGCUAUCAAUAAACACUGUAAAAUUUCAUUUUUUAUAUCGUGAUAUAUCGAUAUCGACUAAAAUAAAAAAUAUAUAUUGUGAUAAAUUUUUUCCCAUAUCAUCCAGCUCAGUGUACGCCAACACCAUGAGUUCAAAGUCAUGGUUAUCUACGCCAGUUGCUACAUGUAAUAAAACAGGAGAGAUGAAGAAAAAGCUGCAGCUGCUGGCGAGCUAGCUUUAGCAUCCCCCGGAGAGAUGACUCAGCACUUUUAAAAAGUGACUGAUCAUAAAAUCAAAAACAACGUGACGAACAUUUAUACUUUUUUUAAAAGGUUUGUUACGUACACUUUCAGGUUUGUUACGUACACUUAACAGGAAGUAGCCUGUGUUUCAAAAUAAAAGCACAGUUCUACCUUAGUCCGGCUUAAACCCAAGACAGAAGAAAAAUAUCAAAAUAAAAGCAUGACACACAAUUGUGCAUGAGGCGAUGUCUUCACCAAAGAAGUUCCCGCUCCAGGGGUGGUGGUGCGUAUAACUCAUAAAUCUGAAUUUGACGUGAGCUUCUCUCAUCUCCUCUAGUCUCAUCGAUUUCCUCAGUUUCACUCAAGAGUUGCAGGAGGAAAACUUAAAAAUACCAGCUCUGAAUAAAAACCGAACGGUCUCACAGUGAAGCAGUUUUAACAAACUCUGUCAUGACGAAGCAGAUGCUGCUUUAACGCAUCGUCCAGCAGCAUGUGUUGCUCUGUUGCAUGUACGGUGAUCUUUGCCUGCCGCUGCCUCUCUGAAGCAAAGACCUGGCCUGCUCCUGGUUAGUGAGACAUGGAUGGUAUAAUCAGACGAUGGACGUGGACGACUGUCCCGUCAGGCGCGAUGAAAAAUCAAAGCUUUUGAUUGGCUGUUUAUAAAAACAGACCUGCAUGUUGCCUCUACGGCGUCUGAUAUACCAUCUUAUUUACACAAACAUCACAUAUGCUGUGAUGCUGUGAUUGUAGACUGACUGUCAGACUCACACGUGAGGUGUGAAGAUAUCUUCAGCAACGGUAAAGCUUGGAGGUGUAGAAGUGUUUGUCCUUGCAGUCUGCAGGUGUCACACCUGACUGUGUGUGUUUCCUGUCAGUCUGAGUUUACCGCUGUUUUUCCUCCACAGAGCUCCUUUAACGUGGCUGUGCUGAACGUCGGCGCCCCGGCGGCUGGAAUGAAUGCCGCCGUGCGUUCUGCCGUCAGAGUGGGAAUAACCGAAGGCCACAAAAUGUUCGCUGUCAGUGACGGAUUCGAAGGUUUCUACAAGGGACAGGUAUUUAUUAUAUUUAUUCAGUGUGGUCAUGUCGAGUUUUUAAACGCUCGCCCUGAGUGCAGUCUUUGGAGGUCAUAGCGACCGAUAGUGGGCAGCAGGAGUUGUCCUCCCCCCUCUGCUGCUGUUGGGAUCCAGUGAUAAGUCUGAAGUGUGUUCAGAUAAACAGCGCUGCAGUACUUACUGUAAGCCAAUUACUCCACUCCCACGCCGGCUAACCCACAUGCUCAGUCUCCUUCUUUGUCCAGAUUGCACACGUGCUUUUCCACAAACGCACAUUCCCAGCUGUGCAGACAGCAGCUUCGACCUGUUGACAGCAGUGCAGCCCUGCGGAGAGCAGGCGUUGUAAGGGAUUAGACUCGAUUAAUGAGUGAAGCCGGAAACAUGAGUGGAACCCCGACAAAGGAGGACACUACACUGUGAUUAAAGGGAUAUUGCGGCGCAAAGUGAAUUUAGGGUCAAACACACCAUAACACCGAGUUAGACACCCCCUCCAGAGAUGAAUGUUGACGACCGCUUGCUUCUCUAGUUAUACCAACUUUAGUAACGACAGCAAGAUAGAAAUACAGAGAGGUCUUAGGAGCCAUAAACAAACCUUCAUCAACAGGACAUAUAGGGUCAAAGACAAAGUACUAGACACCAAACAUCUUUUUAACUUUGACUCAUUUCUUAAAGAGACUAAACACAACUCACCUACUCUCUUCCAGUGAUAUCUCGGGCCAGUCCAUUACAGACUACAGCGGGGUGACGCAGCUCAAGGAAGAACAUUUAUGAUCAUUUCUUCAUGGAAGUGCAAUCAGACCGAGACGCUAAGGCAGAAGAACUACUGCGUCUGCAGUGAAAAAUGAUUAAUAUGAUGAUUAUUACUUCAAGGAAAUGAUAAAGAAAUGAUCAUAAAUGUUCUUCCUUGAGCUGCGAAACUCCACUAAUAGACUGGUCGAGGUGAGUUGUGUUUAGUCUCUUUGCUAAAGAAAUGAGUCAAAGUUAAAAAGAUGUUUGGUGUCUAGUACUAUGUCUGUGACCCUAUAUGUCCUGUUGAUGAAGUUAGGUGCUGUUCUGAGCAUUAUUUGUGGCUAUAGAGUGGCGUUUUGGUUGAGGGCGUGGCUCUCUGUAUUACUAUCCUGCGGUCGUUACUAAAGUUGGUAUAACUAGAGAAGCAAGCGGUAGUCAACAUUCAUCUCUCGACGGAGCGUCUAACUCUGUGUUAUGGUGUGUUUGACCCUAAAUUAAUUCUACGCCGGAAUGUCCCUUUAAGAGCUCUUGCUGUAAUGUACUGACACUAGAACAGGGCGCAACACUCCUACGUUUUACCGUCACUCUGAUGUAUUCACUAAACAUCAACCGAAGUCCAUAAAAACCAAAUAUUCUGACCCGUCUCUGUUCGAUUUCUGAAACCAGAUCAAGGAGAUCAAAUGGGGAGAUGUUGGUGGUUGGACUGGCCAAGGAGGAUCCCUGCUGGGAACUAAACGGUACGUUAAAGCCACGUUGAACUACCAUAUGGUAUAUAGCCGAGCUAAAUCUAUUUCACCUCAAACACACCUGCUAACGACCUUUAUCGAAUUAUUCUCAUGUUUGUGCGCAGAACUCUUCCAGGUAAACACCUGGACAAGAUCGCCGAGCAGAUUAGGAUCCAUAACAUCAACGCCCUGCUGGUGAUCGGAGGAUUUGAGGUGUGUACUCUUACUUUUUACUCUUUAGUUUAAGAGACUAUUUUAAAUAUCAUAGAAACACUUUGUCUUUAACAUUUUUGAGUAUUUUAAAUGAUUCGAUCAGUCAUACAGCAUUAUCGAACACUCUCACUCCAGUGUGUCACAUUCACGAUACUGUGUCGUAUUUACAUUUCAUCUUCUUUACACAUUUCAGUGUCUUGAAUUUUAUACAGCUGUUUUUAAACAUCAGAACUGAAGCAGAGGACAUUUAAAUGCUUUAGGCUCUCUCCUUGUCGCUCCUUUUGUGGUCAGUAGUUCAUAACAAAGCUGUAAAACACAAAUUUCUGAAAUCAGACUUUAUAUCUGUUAAGGAAGUAAAAUUUAACUUAAAGAACAAAGUGAUUGUAUUGGACUGUUAAUCUUCGUCCUUUUCCUUCAUCUUUACCUGAUGAAUGUUGAAGUUGAAUUAUUUAUUUUUUUAGAUUUACAAUUAUCGAUCAACUUUCAGUAUUUUCUGCCAAGUAAACACAGUUUUCUGUCUAUGCUUUUAACUCUUUCAUACUUGGUGAUAUUUCAACAGUUCAACUUUUACAUCGUUGAGCUUUUUCAGGAGAAAGGCGCCGUCACUAAUCACAUUUCUACUCCUUAAACUUUUUCAAUUUUUUGACUUUGUCAGCUUUGUCAGAUUAGGACCACCGUCCUCCUCCCUGUCUGUCAGUCUGUCUGUGUCUGUUUGUGUCUGUGGGGCUGUAACCUCCUCUAUCUGUGUGUCUGUCAUAUUUGGCCUGGCUCUCUCCCCUUGGCUUCUCCUCCCACCACAUUCCUCCCUCACCUCCUCCCGGUACUGUCACUCCUGCCAUCAUUGAACCACCAACACGCCCCAACCACCUCAAGUCCCGCCUCCUUUACAACCUUUGGUCUUCACACCAUGACCUCCUCCAAACCCCCGGCCUUUGACCUCUUACCUCCUGUACUUUAAAGCCUUCAGCAUCAGCCCUCUUCACUUUCCUCACACACCUCAUCCCCUUUGUUUGCACCUCCUCAACAACAACCAAUAAGAUGCUGGCUCUCACCGCUGCAGGCCUACGUUGGAUUACUGGAACUCUCGUCCGGGCGGGACAAAUAUAGCGAGCUCUGUGUACCCAUGGUUAUGGUCCCCGCCACCGUCUCCAACAAUAUACCCGGUUCAGACCUCAGCAUUGGCUCAGACACCGCUCUGAACGCCAUUACUGAUGUAAGUGUGGCCGGGCUGGAGACGAUGUGUGUGUCCAGACUUAACACGCACCAUCCAGCCAAUCAGAGUUUGGGGCUUCGCUGACCGACCGCUCGCAUCCUCACGCCAACAACCAGACAGGGCGGGUCAUUUAGCAAAGAGAGACACUGAUGAUAACCUAAAUUACACUUAAUAUUUUCACGAGGAUGUGUUCACUACAACCUUCUUGACAAACUUUAAAGCUCCUUUGAGGAGAUUUCUGACUUUAAUGAAACAGACUAAAACUCAUAUUUAAAUUUUUUUAUGAUCUUAAAAAGCAAAAACAAUUAUAACCGUUUUUUAUUUUGUGAAUUGUAAUGUCUGAAACCUGUAUGAGGGGGGUAGGUGUCAGCCAUGUAGUUAAAGAAACAACUGGUUGCACUAUUUCUAAUUAAUUAUUAUAACGAUUGAUACAUUUGGUUGUCAAAGGUCAAAGAAAUUAUUUUUUUGUCUGAAGAUGCUACAUAGAGAUUUAAAAAAAAUAGCCAAUGUUGAAAAAGUUGAAAAAUCAAACAUUAAAGCUCCUGUGUGGAGUUUUAGUGAGUUAUGACACAAACUUAAAAUGACAGCUAUGUUUUUUUUAUAACCUAAAAAUGAAAAUACUUGUUAAGAAUUUGAUUGAUUUAUAUGUUGAUUGAAAAAAAAAAACAUUAGCAAAAACACUGACAGUUCAUAUUACGCAAGUUUUAAUGCUUGUAACUCUGCAAGGGGGAGGAGUCUGAUUGGCUGAUUAUAAAAGGAAGAAAAACUUGAGUCUUCCUUUUCCUUAGAAAAUAUUUCAGCUGUUUUUAUGUAGAUCGUAAAUUAACUGAAAGGCUGCUUCGUCUAUUGGGUGCACCAAAAUUAACCCGAACAAAAAGUUCCUCACUGUAGCUUUAAGUUGGAAAAUUAAAACAUUGGCAUGCCGUUAACACGACCUUUACUUUUUGCCACUCCAGAGAAAAUACUCCGUAGAAUUUAAGUGUUAAAAUGAUGCAGAAUGAUAACCGUCAUGUGCACAAUGUGAAUUACUUUGUUCACAGGGGGCGCCAAAAUCAACACAAACUGAGAGUUCCUCACAGGAGCUUUAACGGGUAACUGAUAAAUAAAACUUAUGAAAUUUAUGACUAAAAUAGAAGAAAUCGACUUGCUUACUUAAAAGCCUCUUUUUUUAGUUAUUUUUCAACAUAAAUUUACUCCGUAGAGCUUCUUUGUGGCACAUCAGUGGAGAAAGGUUGAGAACCGGCUCUGUCAGCGGGCUGUAAUGUUUUUUGUGUAAACACAGGCAGGCUGACGAGCCGAAUCUCCACUGACCUAACUGUGACGUACAGGUUUAUCCGAGUGCUUUAAAAUGAACCAAACCUCUUCAGAAUGGUUGUAAAUAUCAGCUGUCGAGAAGCAAAAACGAAGAGGAAAACUGGGACACCUCCCCAGAAAGCUUUGAUUCCAGACCAUUCUGAGAUUUCCUUCAAUUACAGAUUAUUUUUUCUAAAAAUCGAAUUCUUCCAGACCAGAAAUCUGACCCGAUGGUGGAUAAACAGUUAUGCUGAGUGGAUUAAUGUAGAUAACACCCUCACACCCGCAGCACAGACCCUGUUUACGGUUGUUGUUGGAGGCGAGCUGGUCAGCGGAGGUCCCAGGUAAGUGUUGGGGCAUGCAGUGACGUGUUGUGGCAUGUUUUUGGCGCGUGGCCCUGGCGUGUUCUUGCGGCUCUUGCUGUGUUUGUUUUGGAAACAGCAGAUGAUCAGGUAGCGGUCUGGUUCAAUGCAUCAGGGACUCUCUGCUUGUUCAGACUCAUUUAGAAACACAAACCUUCUAAGUUUGAAGAGUCAGUCUGCAUGCUGUGUGAGCAUGAAGUCUGAGUCCAGUGUAGUCUGAAUUUUAGACGGUCUGGACCAGGAAAACCCACAAGCUGCAUGUCGGACUCAUAAACAGAGAAAAUAUAUCUUUACUUCUUGAACAUAAAAGGAAACGAAGAUCGCUGAGAGACGACUCUGGUCUUUAUCUUGUCCGCACCGCUAAAUGCCAGCCAGGGUGAAACCUACCCCCAACCCCCCACAUCCCAUCUCCUUACAGCCAAUGGGAAGCCAAAGUCCCCGUCACCUGGAGAGAGCCAGCCAGCACACACACACACACACACACACACACACACACACACCAUAGAUAAGUUUCUCUUUCCUCGUAUCCUUCAGACUUCGUAGUGGAAAGCUGAUUAUUUGACCCCGAUGUGGUUAACACACGUUUUUAUGAAAUCAGACACGAGGUAAAGGGGAGUCGAAGGCUACGUUCACACUGCAGGUCAAUUCCGAUUUUUCAACCAUAUGUGACUCAUAUCUGACUUUUUCAUAUAAGUGUGAACAGUGGUUGGAAGCAGUGGGUCUGAAUGUUCUUCACAGAGUUCAGUAUCACUGUAGGCGACGCCCUACUACCAUAACAGUAGCUAGCAGACGGUUCUAGAAAGAGCUACACAUCUGCACAGAAACGGCACAUUUCUGAUCACGAUGAAAGUCUUCAUGCUGGAAAACUGUUGAACCUUUGGGGGGUCCCAAAAUGAAACUGCACUUGAGAUACUAGUGUGACUUAGUCUGUGUUCACACUGCAGAUCAAUUUCGACCAUAUGUGACAUAUAUCUGAUUUUUUCAUCUAAGUGUAAACAGUGCAAUUCCGAUUUUUUCUAAUCCGACCCAGGAUUAUAAAAUCGGAUAUGUAUCCGAUGUGACUGCAGUGUGGACGCUCAGGUCGCGUUCAUCCGACCUUUACGUCAUCAAUAUGCGACAAACGUCACCAUUGUUCAACAACACAAACAAGAACAUAAAAAUGACUAUUUAAUAAUUAUGACUUUUUACCUUAUGACCUUUUCUAGUUUUUUUAGUUUGUUACUGUAUCAAAGUAUUUUACGGUAACAGAGUAAAACAGAGUACAGACGAAGAAGAAGAAGCUGCUUGCGAGCUAGCUGUAGCAUCCCUCUGAGAGAUAACUCAGCACUUUUAAAUCAGUGUCCGUGCAAUGAUAACUAACGUUAAAACUUUAGGUGAUUAAUCAUUUUAACAAUUAUACUUUUUAGCUCUAAUUUGAACUGUUUUAAUUCAGCUCAGUUUGUAAAAUAAAGAAAGUAGGGUUUAUUAUUUAAACGGUAUAGAUGAUUAGAUUUAAAUACAGCACCACUUUUACACUAAAGUUGUUCAGUUGUGAAGGAUACAAGCAAAGAGAGCCUCACACACACACACACACACACACACACACACACACACACACGGUCACACACAUGUUCAGUCUCAGAUAGGGAGUGUGCCCCCUGCUGCUCUAACAUCAUAUUGCGGCCACCAUCAGGCCCUUGAGUCCCUGCUGCAGCUGCACGAGGCCCGGGCCAACUACGAGGAGUAUUGCAUCCCGAUGUGCAUGCUGCCCGCCACCAUUAGUAACAAUGUUCCCGGCACUGACCUCAGUAUCGGCGCCGACACGUCCCUCAACGCCAUCGUGGAGGUAAGAGGCCAGAGGUAUCUGAGAGAAAUAGAUGUGAUAAAAGUCAGUGUGGUGACGAAUAUGAUGCUUAAAAAUCACAUCAAGUCUAGAGGAUGCUGAUGUUGUCAGUUACUGUCUAGUGUGUACGAGUCAAAUAUUUCAGUUUAUCUCAGAAAUGUCGAUUUGAAAAACUGUUUAAAGGAACAGAAGGAAAAACGUCAACCUGUGAGUACUUCCUUUUCCUUCUCUGAGUCAGUCCAGGUACCAGCGACAGGACCGUGGUGCACCUGCAUGUACAGUGUGUGUGUUUGAGAGUUAAACGUCUGAUGAGUUCAGUUUUUGUCUGUUCGGAACAACAAGCAGCAAAAUGCAGAGACGAGGAAGACCCCUUUGGGUCAAAGUUCAGCUCGCCCCGUCUGAAUUCUAAUGAUCAUGUUUAUUGAACAGUACUGAGUUAAUACGAUGAGUGAAGUUUGCACAGAACAAGAACAAGCAGCAAGAUGAAGAUUCUGUUUACAUCCAGGUUUUGUUCAAAAGUGGAAAUGUUUUUUUUUUCUAGAGCAUUAAGUUACUUGAAAAUUGAAAUUUCAAAGGUUAAAGUCAUUAAUUUUGUGAGCAGGAUAUGUCUACCAAUGGUCCGUGUCGUUAGGAUGAAAAUAAAAGGAGACUGCCUUUGAAAAAAAAAAUAAAGAUAUUGUUUAUGAGAUAAAAACUCUGAAUUAAGAGAAAAAAGCCAAUUUUAAUGUGAAGCAAGACGAUAUUAUGAGAUAAAAAAGUAAAGCUUCAAGUGUAAGAAAGUCAAAGUCACAUUUGAGAUGAAUAAAACUGAGAAAAAACAAUGAUAAAUAAGUCAGUCAUAGUAAUGAGAAAUAUCAGUAAUAAAUGUUUCAGUUUCAUCUCAUAAUUUUUUCUCAACAUUUUGACAUUUUUCCUCAUACCUAUGACUAAACGAUUUUUAACAAAUACUUGCCAUCACAAAUAAUAUACUUUUUAUCUCAGUUUUUACUUUUUGUGUUAUUAUGACUAACAUUUUGACUUUUUACUCAUAAUUAUGACUAAUAUUUUCAUGAUUAACAACUACCUGAAAAAACUUUACUCAAUAUCUCAUAAUUAUGAAUUUUAAUAAAAAAAAACUGACGAAUUAUACUCGCUAACUUACUGACUAUUUCAUAGUUUUACAUUUUUAUCCUACGAUUAUGACUCAGUUUCAUAAUGAUAACUAUUUUUUUUUUAAAUGUCGACUUUUUAAUCAUAAUUAUAGGUAAGAUUUCAUAAAAAUAACUAAUAUAUAAAAAUAAAAUAUUUUUUUUUUCAUUGGGGCCAAGUCCUCCUGGUGAAAUAGAUUUCCACAUUACUGAAUGAUUUUAGAUUUAAAAUAAUAGAACUGACAGUUGCUCAUUGUUUUUCCCAAACAUCAUUUUUAGACAAGAAGGCGAACAUAGGAGAUAUUAGAAAGAAAAUAACGUGAUUAUGUUCAUGUCGUCUCUCCAUAUGAACCCCUUUAAUACUGUCGGGGCAGCGGCUGAAAUAUCGUGUCGGUCAGGGUCAGCGGUUAUUAGACACCUGCAGUCUGCUGAACUCGCUUGUUUGCUAACCUCAGUGUUGUUUUCGUAGUUUUGCAUGCUCUCUUAGUUUAAAACCUUCGUCUUACCUGUUUCUGACUGUAAAUCCGUGGUUGUGAUUCAGACGUGCGAUCGCAUCAAGCAGUCUGCCAGCGGCACCAAGAGGAGGGUCUUCAUCAUCGAGACCAUGGGGGGUUACUGCGGUUACCUGGCGACAGUGGGCGGUCUGGCUGCCGGUGCCGACACCGUCUACAUCUACGAGGAGCCCUUUGACAUCCGUGAUCUGCAGGUUGGAACAUUCGCACAUUUCUUCUGUCUGAAUCAGAGUGAUUUCUUUUUUUUACCUCGACAUGUUUGGACCGCAGAGUCACGUGAUGUUGCCGAUUAAAAGAGGUUCGGCCUGAAGCAGCAGGAUGAAACAUGUCAAGAUGAAACGAAAGUCUAUUCAGCUCUUUAACCUCUAAAGUUCUUCAUAUCUGCGUGACCUUGAAUUAAACCUAAACAGUGCACAUCUUUUAUAGUCCCACCCUUUGCCCUUUGCAUCAAUAAAACUGAACCGUACACGUGAGCAUUGUGCAGCUUUCAUCACAGUCUGGAUAUUUGAGGACCGGCAGGUGACCCAGAUUAUAUCUCUGCAUACACCGACUUAUUAAUAACCUCUGAGCUGCAUCACUCAGACUGAUCCACUCAACUUCACAGACGUCCGCUCUGACACGAACUUCAUUAUCGUUCUUAAAAACACAAAUCUAGUGCAGUUUUAUUCCUAAUUUGGUAAAAUAAAAUUAAAACAAAUUAAAUUUACCCAGAAAAGUUUGAUUCAGUUUUUCUUUGUGACAUUUUAUAAAAAGCAAAAGCUGCAAAAUUCAAUCAAACACUAUAAACUAAAAAUCCCUGCAACACAACAAUCAAGUCUUUUCCAUGACCGUGAGAGGGUCAAAUCUUGAAGUUUGGUGCCCUCUGCUGGUGCAGACAUGCUCCUAAAGUAUUGAGAUGCAGAGGAGUGAUUCCAGGCUGGAUCGGCUCCUUGUGCAGACUGCUGCUGCUGCUGCUGCUGCUCCAGUUUUAAUGCCAGGAUUCACUCUGUGAUUUCAGGGCAACGUGGAGCAUCUGACCCAGAAGAUGAAGACGUCCAUCCAGAGAGGAUUAGUGCUCAGGUGAGGCUUCACUCAUCCACCUGUCUGUCUAGUCUGUUUUCAGGUGUUAUAUCGUUUCAUUGGCCGCUUCAUACCCAGUUUUAAAAAUAAAACCUAUUAAUUUUCAAACAUUUCGGCGUAGUCCAGCUCUCAGGGUUGUCUUUUCGUCAUCUGUUGUGGUUAUUUUCGUCCUCUGCACCAGCCUGAUGGUUCAUUUCCUCCCAGCAGGACGGAGAUCUCUGAAAAUAGGACAAAUGUAGUUUUCUGGACGGUGUGUAGGUGACAUUGUGCGUCUGUGCGGAGGUUUGCACCUGCGUGAUUUCAUUAUUACAAGUUACACUCAGGUGCAGUGGUGCACUUCAAGCGCUUUAGCGGGUUCCAGCAGACUAACGCUCUGACCCAGAGGCACCUGUGCAGUCGUGAGAAAACCACCUCCUGGUCUGAUUCUAGAUUAGCCAAAAGUACGUUGGUGCUGCCGUCUUUGAGCUUCACAACCUCUGAGUGAUGUUACAGAGACGGUCCAUGUUUAAUACAGUCUACAUCUGUUUUUAAAGUCUGAUUAAAGGAGAAUUCUGGUGUUUUUCAACCCAGGGUCCUUUUCUAUUUUACUUGUUUUGGUGUCAAUGGUUUAAAAAAACUCGUUCAAUGCAAAAUUUUUGGGAGAAUUUUUAUAUCUUUGAUAAAAAGGUCGAUGGAUAGAGUAAGUUACAGGGAAGGGACAGAAGGGGGUGAUAUUUGAAGGGUUAAACUUGAACCAAGAGAGGGAUUGCAAGUCUGUCUCGUCUAAAAAUGUAAAACGGUAAGAAAACGGUCCGAAUUUUGCAGUUUAUCCUAACAGAAUAUUAAAGUUUGUGUGUAAUAAUGUCAAACUGGUUUAUGGAGUGUGGUUAACAUUAGCAGAGCUAGCACCGCCAGCCUUUGGUCCUCCUAGUAGGUCUAAGUCCACAUGUCUGAGCUGGUUACACUCUGCCAGAGUUAAAUAUGUCGUUUGGUGUAAAAAGCUGCUUUAACUUGUUUUAUUUGAUAAAAGUGUCUCGUUGUUUCAGUGAAAUCGCCCUUUAACUGACCUGUUGUUCUGUUUGUUCCAGAAAUGAGAACUGCAACGAGAACUUCACCACCGACUUCAUCUACCAGCUGUACAGCGAGGAGGGGCGAGGCGUGUUUGACUGCAGGAAGAACAUCCUGGGACACAUGCAGCAGGUUGGACACACACCCUUCACAUCUUCUGUCCAAACAAUGAAGUCCAGAAACGUCUGCUUUCUGUCCUCUCAGGAGUUCUGUCUGUUGUGUCUUCAUCUUGAUCAUUUCAUGAAUUCUGAAUCAUUAUUUUUGGUUUAAAUAUUUUCUGUCCUCAUUUACAGGGAGGAGCUCCUUCACCAUUCGAUCGAAACUUUGGAACCAAAGUUGCUGCUAAAGCCAUCCAGUGGAUCACGAGGACACUUAAAGACUCGUACAAAGGAGGUGAAGCUGCUCCUCAUCCUCAUGUUUCACUAGGAUAUCCUGGUUACGUGUUUCUGCGCAGACUGAAUCUAAAUUUGUUUUAAUUAAAGAGGGUGAUGUUGUUCUUCCUCACAGGUCGGGUGUUCGCUAACUCAGACGACACCGUCUGCCUCCUGGGGAUGCGUCGUAGAGCCCUCGUCUUUCAGCCUGUUUCUGAGCUCCGCGAUGAGACCGACUUUGUGUAAGAAAAACUUCACAUGUUCAACUCUUUAGCAGCUCGACCCCUAAAUCUAUGCUCAUUAAAAAGCUACAACAAUAAAACAUACUAGCAAUAUUUAAGAUUACUGAACACACAUGAUGUAUGAUUAAUAAGUCUAACAGUAAUAUUUAUAGUAUUUAAGAAAAUCUGAAGUCUUGUACAUUUUAUCAAAGUUUAAAUACUAAGAUUUGUUUAAGCUAAUUCAUGUUAGAAAACUGUUUAAACAUCUACAGAAAAAAUACAAAAAAAUCUCAUAACUUAACUUUGAUUUUAAAGUCAGGAUUCUGAGAUCCAACUUACCUGGGAUUUCCACCGCAUCCUGGACAGCUGUGAUUUUCGUUUCCGUUUGAUCCAUUUGUGAGGUGAAUUUCGUGGCGGAUUACAGACAGCAGGAAUUGCGAGAACUCACAAGAACCUGCGGCUUCACGUGCAAUCGCGUAAUAACAAGUUGUCUUCAGUCACGUAGUCUAACCAUAUAAGCAGUAGAUUGUGUCCUUCCAGAGGAGGAAAUCUACUUCUAGACUUCUAGAAUCAGCAUCUCCUCAUCCAUGGUGUCAUCGGGGUGAAAUGACGUCUAAAAACCUUUCACUUGUUCGUCUCCGCCCGUUUGCAUGGUGUGAAAUACGAUCCGCCUGAAACACGGAGUGUUUUAUUUUUAAAAGAAGCCGGACGUUUUAUUUUGUGUCUGUGCCCGACUUCCUUUCCAGCACGGGUUCAUCUGUGCUCAAUUUAUCCGCCAUGCUCCGGCGUCCAGAAAAAAUAGAACUCUUGUGAUCAGCAGUGGAGUCCGGCGAUCCGCAGAGGAACAGAAAGAAGCCGGUGGAAAUUGACAUGUUAACUUGAAUGGUUACGAUCAGCUGCGAUCAGGCCUUUUAGUAGACGUUCAGGAUGAAGUUGGAGAUUGGGGGUUAGAAUUCUACGAUUAAAGUCAGAAUCAAAAUCAUUGUCCUGAGAUCAAAGUCCGUUUCGGAGCCGGAAUUACAAAAUCAAAGUUACAAUUCUGAGAUCAAAGUCAGAAAUCUGGAAUUUCAAUUCUAGAAUUUUAUGAUCAAGGUCAGAAUUCUGAAUUCAAGUUUAGAAUUUUGAGUUCAAGGUCAGAUUUUUGAGAUCAAAGUCAGAAUGCUGGAAUCAAGGUCAAAAUUUGGACACCAAGGUUAAAAUUCAAGAGGCGAAUCUUUGGUGGUAAAGUGCAGAAUUUACACUCAAACUAUGCUCAACAUGACUCCCUCUCUAAACUUUGUUCUUUCUCCCUUUAGCCACAGGAUCCCUAAGGAGCAGUGGUGGCUGAAGCUCCGCCCUCUCAUGAAAAUCCUGGCGAAGUACAAGACCAGCUACGACGUGUCCGACGCCGGCCAGCUGGAGCACGUGAGCCGUUUCCGUCCAAAAGAGAGCAACACCGAGACCAUCUAAAGCCCUCAAGUGCUGCAGGAGGACUUCACUCCAACCAGAACACAGCUUCACUUCGCAGUGACAGCUACUCACACAAUGACUGAUCGACUGCUGACUGCAGAUAAUUAAAUGAUAGAUUUGAAAAGGUGAUAGGUCAUUUUUAAGAGAUACUAUACGGUGGAGACUUGGUGCUGUUUGAAAGGAAUCCUGGAUUAAAUGAGGGUGUGAAAAAGAGUCCUGAAGAAGGUUUUAACAAGCCAGCACAGCGGAUGUAGUAUUUUAUAGCUAUCUUAUCGACAUAUAUAUGAAUAAUUUAAUAUAUAUAGUAAGCACUCUUCAUGAUGUACUGUAUAAGUAUGCAAGAUUUAGUCCUAAAAAUGUAGCUUUAUCUAAAUUUAUUUUCAGCGAACAUUUAAAGUCUAGCUUUUGUGAUUUUAAAUUAUUUUCCACAGCACUUUGAGCCCCGUGAGAAAUAUUUAUCCUCUGAGCUGCUUCUGAAGAGAGAGAGAGAGAGAGAGAGAGAGAGAGAGAGAGAGAGAGAGAGAGAGAGAGAGAGAGUUUGAGCUGGAGGAGGAUCACACUCCCUCAACCCAACACUUUCAAAACAUCCACCGUCCUGAUUGUAAGGUGACGUGACCUACAGGUGUAUCAGGAGGUGUGUGUGUGUGUGUGUGUGUGUGUCCUUUCACCUGCUAACUGUGUGUACGAGUGUGUGUGUUUCGGUGUUGCUUUCGAUGUUUGUAUCCACUCUGGGCUUCGUGUGUGACGUAGCGGUGUUUGUGAGUAGGGUCCUGCUGUUGCUGUAGUUGGGCAGUGAAGUGGAGGAUGUCUGAAACUUUAAAGCGACAUUAACUUCGUGUGCCGACAGUGAUUGUCCUGUCAGAGUAAUAAUAAUAAAGCAUUUACUGUGUCCAAAAGACUGUC